CGCGCCGCAGGAACACAGCGAACCGACUGGGAGGGAAAGCGCGAGCGGACGGAGAGAAAGGAAACCGAGCAGCGCGAGCAGCACUCCGACUCCUUUUGUUUGAUUGAAAAGCGGUGGAUCGGAGGAGCCCAAAACGAUGAACCAGCGAGCUCGGACGCGUCCUCGUGAUCUUUAAGAGCAGGGUUUUUGUGUCUCUGUCUGUGUCUGUGUGUGUGUGUGUGUGUGCGCUCGCAGGCUAAUUUUUUUUGUAGGAUUAGGAGGAGGACGUUGAGGGGGAAAAAAAUUCGCCCUUCCUUUGAGGUAGGAUAUGGAGCAUAGCAUUUAGCCUCCAUACCUCUCACUCCACGAGCCAAUUUCCAGCCGAAAACACGCGUCUUUUCCUUCGCGUUUGUUUUACCACCAUUGUUUGUUUGUUUAUGAUAUUUUCUCGGCACUUUGCUCCUUUUUAUCCGCAGAGGGGGUGUUUUUCCCCCCCUCUUCCCGUGGCGCAUGCUACAGUAUAUUUUGCAAUCAGUCUCUUGCACUCUAGUGCGUUUUAGGCCUUGUGUAGCAGAUUGGACUCCAAUGUAACAUUAAAUCCGCAGCCGCGCUCAUGUACGCGUUCAUUAUCGCACCGUAGAUCCAAUCCGACUGGAAAUACGCUUUUCACCGACCGGGUUUAAAGCACAAGCGUCGGAUACAAUCGGAUUGAUAAUAAUAAUAAUAAUAAUUGUUACAAAAAAAACAACAGUUAUUUAGUAGCGCGCUGAUAGGGGUUUAAAGGCGCGUGAUUGUGUGAAUAACUAAUAAUAAUAAUAAUAAGUGGAAGAAGAAGCGAGCACAAGGGGAAAGGACGUCGACGCGUUUUCAAUGUUAAUGUCGACCGACGUUGCGUCCAUCAUGCUGCCCGUUAGUCGGGGACUGAUGGAGCGGGACAGCAGGGACUUGGAGGCGAACGCCAACCAGAACCCGCAGGCGCAGAACCAGAGCGCGAGCCCAAACCCGGUGCGGGGGAUGAAGCGUGGAGACCCGGAGCCUGACGGGCACGGAGCGGCUGCAGCUCCCCUCGGGGACUCGGUAGGGGCCGAGUGUAAGAGACCCCGCAUGGAGGGCGGAGGGGACAUGAGCCAGAACAACGAUCCACUCAACAUGGGCUUCCACGCAUACCCCUCAACCAGUCAGGGUUCUCAGGAUGCGAUGGGGGCUCAGGAAGGCCUCGUCCCCCCACCGUACUCGUCCUUCCCCCCUCCUCCCCCUCCGCCACCCCAGAACGGCUUGCCGCUGGACUUUGGAGGCAGCGGUAUUUACCCUGCAGGGGGCCAGGGGCAAGUGGAGGCGCCGGCGGGGAUCACUAACCCCCCCUCAGCCCCCAACACUCUCAACACACAAUUAACAGACGGCUCCCCCCAGGCCGAAGGCCAAGGUGUGUCCGGGAGCGGUUCAGGAGUAUCUGUGACCGAAGACUCCGUAGACGGGAAAGCGACCCCGAAACGUCUCCACGUCUCCAACAUCCCGUUCCGCUUCCGAGACCCCGACCUGCGCCAGAUGUUUGGGCAAUUCGGGAAGAUCCUGGAUGUGGAGAUCAUUUUCAAUGAGAGAGGCUCUAAGGGCUUCGGCUUUGUGACGUUCGAGAACAGCGCGGACGCUGAGAAAGCCCGCGAGAGACUGCAUGGGACGAUAGUGGAGGGCAGGAAGAUAGAGGUGAACAACGCUACAGCUCGAGUGAUGACCAAUAAGAAGCUGGUCAGUCCAUAUGCUAACGGAGAGGGACUCAGCGCUCUGCCUUAUGUAGCUGGGUGGAAGCUGAGCCCUAUGGUGAGUGCGAUGUAUGGGCCGGAACUCUACGCAGUUCCAGGGUUUCCGUACCCCACAGCUGCAGCGGCGGCAGCAGCCACUACAGCCGCCACCUUCAGGGGCGCUCACCUGCGGGGUCGCGGCCGGCCCGUUUACGGCACUGUGCGCGCAGCCAUACCGCAACCCGCCAUUCCAGCAUACCCAGGUGUGGUGUACCAGGAUGGUUUCUAUGGGCCAGCAGACCUCUAUGGUGGUUAUGCGGCGUAUCGCUACGCCCAGCCCACCGCCGUAGCAGGUCCGACAGCAGCAGCAGCGGCGGCCGCCGCAGCAGCCUAUAGUGACAGUUAUGGUCGCGUGUAUGCGGCGGAUCCCUACGCUACAGCGCUAGCAGCCCCCGCGGCUGCCGCAUAUGGAGUGGGCGCAAUGGCCACCCUAUACAGGGGCGGAUACAGCAGGUUUUCUCCCUACUAAUCUCCCGAACCUCUCAGCUCCACCACCUCGCCCAAACUUUUACCAACAGCCAGUCUCUUAAGAGCCUGUUUUUUUUUUUUUUUUUGGUUUUUUUUUGUGGACAAAACGAAAACGCACCGCUUAAGAAUAAAUACUUGAGAAAGGAAAGUACAUCACUACAAGUGGGUUUUUAAAAAAAAGAAAAAAUUUGAAAAUAAAAUCAAAUUACAUACCUAAAAGUAACUUUACAAGACGAGCGAGACGCUGACUGAAGAAUUGCACGGCUGAAAAAAAAAAAAAAAUUAAUAAAAAUGUAUUCUUUCCUAUUCUUUGGCACGUUUCUCUGCACAUAUGCAUGCAGUAAUGGCUCUAGAGGAACGGUUCUAGCGGCCAACAAACUCCACGUGCACAGAGAGUCUGGACUACAACGGACAAAGUUUGUACAUCGCUCUUCAGAGUAUCACACUACACUAUACCUAGCCCUAUCGAAGAAUCCUGCCCACACCACCGCGUUUGACCAUAAGAGGACACGGGCCACACGAGCCACCAACAAGUAGAUCCCGCACGUUCUUUAGUAGAGGACCCGAGAAAACACGACACGAAAGGAAGAUGACUGUUUGAAGAGGUGUGUUGUUGUUUGUUUUUUUUUCUGUUUUCUUUUUCUUUCUUUUUUUUUUUUUUUUAAUCUCAUGAGGAAAGAAAAGACUGGGAUGUAAAACGAAACUGACAGCUGUUACGGACCGGCGGGAUUUUCCGCACGCAUAUGGGACGAUGUGUCAUAAAUAUAACCUACAGAAAACCUUGCUUAGAAUAAUUUUUUUUGUUUGUUUGUUCGUUUGUGUUAAAACGACCUCCUGCUUUCGAGGUCUUUUUGAAAAGACGUACCUUUACAGUUAAUUAGUAACAAUAUGCAAAUAAACUAGAUUAGAACAAAAAUGUUACCAAACUUCAUUAUUAUUAUUAUUAUUAUUAUUAUUAUUAGACCAUUUCUUUAACAUGCCGUCCCUGUGACCUCUUGGCUCCUAUUUAAACAUGGAGGUUAAAUUAUAAAAUUAUCAAAAUGUAACACUAUAUGUAACACGGUUAAGUUUAGCUGGGGGGGGGGGUGGGGGGACAACGCACACUAAGAAUUUUUAUACAAUUAGUUAAGGCCCUUAUUGGAUUUUGGGACCUUUUUACAAGAAUCGUGCUGUCAGAUAUGCAACUUGCCUCAUUUCACAACAGGGUGUGCAGCAAGUGUAAACUUUGGAUUGUUUUUUUUUUUAAAAAAAAAAAAAAAAAAAGAAAACGCUAAGCUACAUAGUAUUUUUUUUUUUUUUCCUCGCUUCUCUACAUGUAUUUACUCUUAUCUUCUGAAUAUUGAUAUUAUGUCUUAUGAAUUUUGGUUCCAAAGAUUUUGUGAAGCACAUUUUGUUUGUUUUUUUUUUGUUGUUUUUUUUUUUUGCUUAUAUGUAUGAGCCUAUGGUAAUUUCUGUUGUUUUCCUUGUUUUAUUUUUGUAUCAAUAGAUUUUACUGUUUGAUUUUUGAAGUGACUUUAAAAAAAAAAAAAAAAAAAGCAAAAGAAAAAAGCGGUUUGAAAUGAAAUGGAUUUUGCAGUGUCUGCUGUGCCAUCGACAUCCAGUUUCCAGCGUAAUUUAUUAACAAACCUAUCAGUCGAAUAUAAGCAGGUUAUUCUGUGGUCAGGAUUUAUCCGUGUACGUGCUUCGUUCCGAGUCGUGUAUCAGUACUUCCGUGCCGGAAUGUUGGAAAAGCAUGAAACCUGAACUACUGGGUAUUUAAUUGUGUAUGGAUUCACCCGUUUAAAACUGAUUUCAGCUGUGUUGCUUAUCAACAGUCAACACUUAUACUGUAAGUAAAUAUAGAACACAUUUCAUACUUUAAGCUUUUUAGUUGAACCCCACGUUUUGUCUUUUUUUGGUUGUUGUUGAUGUUUUUUUGUUUUGUUUUUUUAUUUGUGUGAUAUAGGGGUUGAAUUAUAUUCCACUGUUCCGAGUCCUGGAAGUGGAACGUGUAUUAAGGUUUAAGGAAUUUCCCCGCCUCUCUCUGAAAGCUCAUUGAGAUGGAAGGGUGUUAACUGUUUUUGCUGUCCAUUAGGUACUUUGCAGCCUAUGCACUACAUUUCUCAGUGUUAUCAAGAAAAUUAGGACAUCAUUUAACUGCGAUCAACCUCCCCCUUUGCCUUGACUCUUCCAAGUUCUGUGUUGGAUAAAUAAGGAUGGAUUUGUCCAUUGUUUGCAGCUUUCCUAUGUGUAUAGUGGCUAAAAUACUACUGUUAAAACAGUAGUCUAAAGGCCAGACAGGACUAGACUCAUCUCAGUCUGGUGAUAUUUAUUAAUGAAUUCUAUCCCGCGAAUCAAACCAGGAUUGGAAUUUGCGGCUCUGAUCGAAAAUUCCUCCAAAAAAAAAAAAAACCCGGCGAAGGGCGUGUGAGUCUAGAUUUGUUGGAUCAUCUUAUAGAGCACAGGUUUCCAGUAACGUCCAGCUGUACAGUCAGGAUGGGAAAGAAACAAGCUGCCUCCUUCGGCAGCGUCCCAAUCCUAUCCUAUAAUCUCCUUUCCAUCUUUGCACAUUUAUUAUAUAAUACAUGUUGUGCAUAUUAUCCUUUAGUUUACAAUGUGAGUGUGUUUUGGUUUUGAACUUUUCCUCUCUGCAUACUCGGAUGCCAUUUGUGAUGUAAUUUGUAUCUGAAUGUCCAUAUAAACUGUUUUUUUUUAAAAUAUAUGCACAAACGAG
Molecule: messenger RNA, 4956 nt
Organism: Ictalurus furcatus (blue catfish)
Lineage: Eukaryota; Metazoa; Chordata; Actinopteri; Siluriformes; Ictaluridae
Gene: rbfox2
Product: RNA binding fox-1 homolog 2
Exons: 13
Coding region: 850-2244 (464 amino acids)
Biological process (GO): regulation of alternative mRNA splicing, via spliceosome; nervous system development
Cellular component (GO): nucleus; cytoplasm
Molecular function (GO): mRNA binding
Source: RefSeq, a predicted model, not a curated record